AUGGACUCCCAGAUCCGCCAGAACUACCACCGUGACUGCGAAGCCGCCGUCAACCGCAUGGCCAACAUGGAGCUUCACGCUUCCUACAUCUAUCUCUCUAUGGGGUUUUACUUCGAGAGAGACGAUGUGGCCCUGCCGCGSCUGGCCCGGUUUUUCCUGGAGCAGUCGCGGGAGGAGCGGGAACACGCCGAGGGGCUCCUGCGCUUCCAGACGCGCCGCGGCGGCCGCGUUCUGCUGCAGGACAUCAAGAAGCCGGAGCGGGAUGSCUGGGGAUCGGCGCUGGAGGCGCUGGAAGCGGCGCUGCAGCUGGAGAAAUCGGUGAACCAGGCGCUGCUGGAGCUGCACGGCCUGGCUGCCGAGAAGAGCGACCCCCACCUUUGUGACUUCCUGGAGUCCCACUACCUGGACGAGCAGGUGAAGGCCAUCAAGGCACUGGGGGACCAUGCCACCAACCUGCGACGCCUCGUCGGGGGGGCCACCGGACCCGGGGGGGGCCCAGCCGGGCUCGGCGAGUACCUGUUCGACCGUCUAAGCUUGGAGGAGUGCAGCUGAACCUGCCCAUCACAUUUGCCUCCAUCGGGAGCCCCCAGGACCCCCUGCUGGGCCCCCCAGAGCCUUGUAACUUCCCCCGCCCCAUCCAAGGUGGCUGUGCCUGCUGGGCCCCCUCCAGCACGAUUCCAAUAAAGGAUCUGCCUUUGC
Malurus melanocephalus (red-backed fairy wren) is the source of this 699-nucleotide messenger RNA. RefSeq names its product ferritin light chain (gene FTL). The transcript has 4 exons. The coding region runs from base 1 to 552 and encodes 183 amino acids. NCBI's taxonomy places the organism in Eukaryota, Metazoa, Chordata, Aves, Passeriformes, Maluridae. Gene Ontology annotation, cellular component: cytoplasm. The record is from RefSeq and is a predicted model, not a curated record. Gene Ontology annotation, biological process: intracellular iron ion homeostasis; iron ion transport. Gene Ontology annotation, molecular function: ferrous iron binding; ferric iron binding.